AUGGAAAUGGAAAGGAAUCUGAGUAUCGUAUCUGCUCGUAACUAUGACACUGGAAAUCAUCGAUUUGGUGCUUCUUCUUCUAAAAUGAAAGUGGAAGACGAAGAGACGGGUUUAUCGCUAUCUCAAUGGCUUAAUCCAUCUAAGGUUCCACUUAGUUACCUUGCGUUGCUCAACGAAGAAUCAACAACACCUGAUGAAAAAGCUCAAAUCGAUUACGUCGUUAAGAAAGUGGUUCUGCCAAAUCGUGGUGAUGCAGCAGCAACUGGUCCGGGAGGAGGAGGAAGAGGAAUUAGAACACUAUACUCAGCUUCAGAUAAAAUCGGUUCUUCUAAGGUGAAACCUUCAAUUCGUGUACAAAGCCGCACCAACAAUGAUGAAACCUGUGGAAGUAGCAGUAAGGUCCCUGUAGGUAAACGAUCCUCACGCAACAAGUCGCAGCAUCUAUCAUCGUCUCAAGUCUAUUCUGAGAAGCUGAGAAGUUGGAAAGACCGGAGUAACAACAACAACAACCGUGACUUCUCACAGCUCUAUGGCAAAUACAGACAUGUACCCUCGAAGCAAUCCAACAAAAACAAGAACAGACCUUAUGCCACAGAGAAUGAGCGGAAGCAGAAAAUUGAGGAAAACAUCAAGGCAUUAGGAGAAUUGCUCGCACAUGAAACUAAGGACUCCCCUGAAUUGAUACUGAAUGAUGUCAUUGCUCAUGUUAAGCUUCUGCAGCUACAGAUGAAGGAACUAAGUCGAAGCAGGUUAGGAGGAGAAUCAAUUUCUCAUCCUAUGAUAUCUAUUGAGGGAUUUGGUCACUACAUUCAUCACGAGCAAAUGAAGAUAAAACCGUUGGAGGAGAUAAUGGGAGAUCUGCUUGCAAAUGAUUUUGAAGGUGCAGCUAAUUUGUUGGAGACCAAAGGCCUUUACUUGAUGCCUUUGUCCUCAGAUCAAGGCUUCCCCUGA
Messenger RNA from Arabis nemorensis, 951 nucleotides. The record is from the annotation of a GenBank genome assembly. Lineage: Eukaryota; Viridiplantae; Streptophyta; Magnoliopsida; Brassicales; Brassicaceae.